Pundamilia nyererei is the source of this 932-nucleotide messenger RNA. It is a transcript of the gene eif3k, whose product is annotated as eukaryotic translation initiation factor 3, subunit K. The transcript is spliced from 8 exons. Gene Ontology annotation, biological process: regulation of translational initiation. NCBI's taxonomy places the organism in Eukaryota, Metazoa, Chordata, Actinopteri, Cichliformes, Cichlidae. Gene Ontology annotation, molecular function: translation initiation factor activity; ribosome binding. Gene Ontology annotation, cellular component: eukaryotic translation initiation factor 3 complex; cytoplasm. Bases 150 to 812 code for a protein of 220 amino acids. The record is from RefSeq and is a predicted model, not a curated record.
CUCCGGCAUUACGGUUAGCGUACCGGUCCAUCAACACUUCCGGUCCGACCUUUUUCUCCCUCCGCCCCGGUGCCGUUUCACUUUGCGGCCCACGUGCGGCGUUAAUUCGGGUUUUUAGCUUAAAAAAACCAAGUAAAAGUUUGGACCAAAUGGCGUCGUCUAUCGAGCAGAUGAGGGCGAACGUGGGGAAGCUUCUCAGAGGAAUCGACAGGUACAACCCAGAAAACCUUGCAACGCUGGAGCGCUACGUGGAGACGCAAGCGAGAGAAAAUGCCUACGACCUGGAAGCAAACCUUGCUGUGCUCAAGCUGUACCAGUUUAAUCCAGCAUACUUCCAGACUCAAGUGACCUCACAGAUUCUGCUGAAGGCGCUGACCAACCUGCCACACACCGACUUCACACUCUGCAAGUGCAUGAUCGACCAGACACAUCAGCAGGAGGAGCGGCCCAUCAGACAGAUCCUCUAUCUGGGGAACCUGCUGGAGACGUGCCACUUCCAGAGCUUCUGGACGAGUCUAGAGGAGAACAGAGAGCUCAUCGAUGGCAUUACUGGUUUUGAGGACUCUGUGCGCAAGUUUAUCUGCCAUGUUGUGGGCAUCACCUACCAGACCAUCGAUCGCCGCUUACUGGCCGAGAUGCUCGGAGACCCGCUGGACACGCAGGUGAAGGUGUGGAUGAACAAGUACGGCUGGACGGAGAACGAGGAUGGACAGAUCUUCAUCUUCAACCAGGAGGAGAGCGUCAAGCCCAAGAACAUCGUGGAGAAGAUCGACUUUGAGAGUGUAUCCAGCAUCAUGGCCACAUCUCAGUGAUGGAAACGCAUAAAUACACUCACACACAAACAACCACACGCAGCAGUUAGGAUGGAGUCAGACAGGUCAUUAGUUUUCAUAAUCACAAGUUUUCUCAAUAAAAGUAAUUUAUCAUUUCCA